This is a messenger RNA of Trichechus manatus latirostris (Florida manatee), 216 nucleotides long. It is a transcript of the gene PPY, whose product is annotated as pancreatic polypeptide. Gene Ontology annotation, biological process: feeding behavior; neuropeptide signaling pathway. The record is from RefSeq and is a predicted model, not a curated record. Gene Ontology annotation, cellular component: extracellular region. Gene Ontology annotation, molecular function: neuropeptide Y receptor binding; neuropeptide hormone activity. The transcript is spliced from 2 exons. Lineage: Eukaryota; Metazoa; Chordata; Mammalia; Sirenia; Trichechidae.
AUGGCCGCCGCACACCGCUGCCUCUCCCUGCUGCUCCUGUCCAUCUCCGUGGCUCUGUUGCUGCGGCCACUGCUGGGUGCCUGAGGAGCCCCGCUGGAGCCAGUGUACCCGAGUGACAUUGCCACCCCGGAGCAGAUGGUCCAGCGUGCAGCUGAACUCCGCAGAUCCAUCAACAUGCUGACCGAACCAAGAGCGCUCAGCCCGAUGGACUUGUAA